AUGCUUUAUCACUUCGAGAAAGGUCACUCUGCCGCUCAAGCAUUUCGUGAUCUCAAGGAACUCCUCGGUGAACGAACAAUCGGUGAAAGACAAGUCCGAAGAUGGUUCAAUCGUUUCAAAUCCGGCAACACAAGCUCAGAAGAUGAGGGAGGAAGAGGUCGUUGGUCUGAUUUUGAUGAUCAAGCUCUUUUGCAAGCGGGUUUCGAGAAUUGA
Didymodactylos carnosus is the source of this 213-nucleotide messenger RNA. The record is from the annotation of a GenBank genome assembly. Lineage: Eukaryota; Metazoa; Rotifera; Eurotatoria; Philodinida; Philodinidae.